CACCUGCCGGUGUAGUGUAGGGUGAGAGUUUGUCGCGGAGCGAGCCAGGGAAGAUGUCCGGGCGCGGGAAGCAGGGCGGGAAGGCGCGGGCCAAGGCCAAGUCGCGCUCGUCGCGGGCCGGGCUGCAGUUCCCCGUGGGCCGCGUGCACCGGCUGCUGCGCAAGGGCAACUACGCCGAGCGGGUGGGCGCCGGCGCGCCCGUCUACCUGGCGGCCGUGCUCGAGUACCUGACGGCCGAGAUCCUGGAGCUGGCGGGCAACGCGGCCCGCGACAACAAGAAGACGCGCAUCAUCCCCCGCCACCUGCAGCUCGCCAUCCGCAACGACGAGGAGCUCAACAAGCUGCUGGGCAAGGUGACGAUCGCGCAGGGCGGCGUGCUGCCCAACAUCCAGGCCGUGCUGCUGCCCAAGAAGACUGAAAGCCACAAAGCCAAGAGCAAGUAAAGCAGGCGGCGAAAGCGUCCCGAGCCCAGAAGCGAACCCAAAGGCUCUUUUCAGAGCCACCCACAGCCUCGAGAAAGAGCUUGAGACGCUGCGGAUCGUGCAUCCGGGGGGGCUGAAGGGAGCACUUAGUCUUUGUGUGUGGUUUUGGGUGCGUGCGUGGCGGGUGGGUUGGGACGUGUCCCUUUCGUAUAGCCGCGCCGGGCUGGUUCUGCCGGAGAGCUCAGUCGCGGCCGGGCGGUCUCCGCUGUGGUCGUGAGCCGCCGCCGGCGAGAGCUCCCUUGUCACUUUCCCGGGGCUGGGGAGGGGGUGUGCGCUUUGCUGGGACGAGCGUCCCGGGAUCGGAGCGCGGGCUCUGCCGAGCAAGGAAGGUGGCGGACGGAGCCAAUCGGCGUCCGCGCGGGCUUUUGGAAAUGGCGCGGGCGCUUAACCCGAUCGGCGCUGGACAUGGGUCUGGGCUAGGGCUAGGGCUGCCGGCAGCGCCGCCCGCUGAAAAGUGAUCAAGCGCCUGCUUCACAAGCCCCGCCGUGUUCGUCAAACACGCUAGUCACGAGGAAACAAAGGAUUAUUUUCUUGGGGGAGGGUGUUAUUGCCUUAACCGGGGUUUUGGCGUUUUUCUUAAGCCGCUUAGAAGCUGCAGCCCGACAUGAAAAAUGGGGUUGGGGGGUGGCGAGGCGGAGAGCGGGAGCAUGAGAAGGAGGAGACUUACUAAAAACAAAGCAGGAGCAAACAAAUACAGCAAAGCAACACAGCUCUUCUGAGAGAAAGUGGGUGGCUCUUAAAAGAGCCUUUGGGUUCGGUUUCUCGAGGUGAUCCGGGAACAAAAGGUGUGUUUUAGCCGCCGAAGCCGUAGAGGGUGCGUCCCUGGCGCUUGAGGGCGUAGACCACGUCCAUGGCCGUGACGGUCUUCCUCUUGGCGUGCUCGGUGUAGGUGACGGCGUCGCGGAUGACGUUCUCCAGGAAGACCUUCAGCACGCCGCGCGUCUCCUCGUAGAUGAGCCCCGAGAUGCGCUUGACGCCGCCGCGCCGAGCCAGGCGGCGGAUGGCCGGCUUGGUGAUGCCCUGGAUGUUGUCGCGCAGCACCUUGCGGUGGCGCUUGGCACCGCCCUUGCCGAGCCCCU
Messenger RNA from Pseudopipra pipra, 1561 nucleotides. Its product is annotated as histone H2A type 2-C. NCBI's taxonomy places the organism in Eukaryota, Metazoa, Chordata, Aves, Passeriformes, Pipridae. Bases 54 to 443 code for a protein of 129 amino acids. The record is from RefSeq and is a predicted model, not a curated record. Gene Ontology annotation, biological process: heterochromatin formation. The transcript has a single exon. Gene Ontology annotation, molecular function: DNA binding; protein heterodimerization activity; structural constituent of chromatin. Gene Ontology annotation, cellular component: chromatin; nucleosome.